GCUGCUGGUGCUCCUUGUCCUGCAGACCUUCAUCUUCUUUUUCUUCAUCGUCUGGACAUCAUGUCGGGCUUCGUGGUUCUGCUGCUGCUGCUUGGAGGUUCGGUUCUGCUCGGCUGCAUCCCGGCUCAGAGGAUCAGAGUGCGACGGCAGAACAUGAAGGUUCGGAUCAACGCUACCGGUGACACCGUCGUCAUGAAGUUCCUCCGGCCGAGUCCAGACAUGAAGCUGGAGGGUUACAUCCUGGGAUACGGCAGUAGCAUGUUCUCCAAACAGUUCAUCCAGCUGCCGGAGAACGGAGAACCCUACGAGGCUGAGCUGGAUGCUGAGCCUAAGUACCUGGUGGCUGUCCAGCCAAUCCCAGCCAACGACGUGAAGAAGCACUGCACAGGUAAAGUGAACCUGGAGAAGCCGCUGCACCUGGUGAUUGGUUCUGUGAGCCCCACAACAGUUCUGCUGUCCUGGGGGAACCACUUGAAGACCCCCUACGUUGGGAACAUUAUGAACGAGUGUCUGGAGGACGGGUUCUACACCAUCCGCUACAGGGAGAGGAACAGGAAGUGGAUCUACCAGACCUGCCCCACCAGUGACACCGUCAUUGACAACCUGAAGCCCAACACUCCGUACGAGUUCGGCGUCCGAUCCAACAAAGACGACCAGAGCGGGAUGUGGAGCAAGCCGGUGGUCCACAACACCAACAUGGCCAAUAAAAAUGCUCAGAUGCCGUACAAGCUGCGUAAUCCUCUGGCCAAGCCGCUGAAGCCUCACGCCUUCUUCCCUCCUCGUCCUGCUCUCCAUAACGGGACGAGGCCUCGGCUGUCCACGGUUCUGAAGAAGCCCGGUUUCCCCGGAGCGCCGCGCCCGUCCUUCGCGUCGCCGGAGAGUGGGCAGGCGCCGCUCGACAAAGGGAACUCUGUUAGAACCGACCUGGACCGACCGGUGGACCCGCCCACUCCUGCCCUCCCCCACUUCCUGCCCACCAAAGCCCCGCCCACCACCACCACCCCCCUUUAUAAAAUCCCCUCCGGUGACGAAUCGCUUCCUGUCCAGACCACUAAGACGCCCUCUAGCGAACCCGAGAAGAAUCACAAACCUGCCGCUUUCAGCCAAUCACAGGACGGCUCCUCGCUGCUGGGGUCAGCGUUGGCAAAUGAGAGAGCCAGAGCUAACAGCUGGGGUCCCAGCAGGAACCCGGUGCUGCCUUUGCGGCCCUUCGACCCGGCAGCGUCCCCGGCUGGAUCCAUGAGGCCGCCAAUCAGAAAGCCCCUCUUUCCCUUCUCUAAGGGCCUCAGACAGCCCAGUAGCUCCUCCCCGACCUCAGGGAUACUCGGGGUAAACCGGCAGCACCACCGGGGCGUUUCCCCGCCAAAGCCGGCCUUAUGGUCCCGACCUGGACUCGGAUCUCCAGCUAGGCCCUCCAUUCAGAUCAACAAGAAGCCCAACCUGGUGGGGAAACCUGGAGACACAGAUAAAGUGAACAACUUGAAACAAACCGACAAGCUGCCGAUCCUGAAGCCCAAAGUCCCGGCAGUGACGGCCAAACCGACCAAACCAGAGCGUAAACACACUACGACCGUCGCCCCGGCAACCGCAGCGGCUCGGCAGGAAUCCUGGGAAGAUUCAGACCUUUUUAAAUCCCAGCCGACCUCCGAUGUCGACGCCUUGGGAAAGAAACGCUUCGUAGCGCCUCACGUCGUCUACCAGACCGGGAAGAAGCCGGAGGAACCCUGCUCCAUCACCUCGUCCCUCAACUACUUCCUCGAGGCCGAACCUGGCGAGGCCAACGUGACGUCUCCGCCCAGGACGCCGCCGUCCAACCUGACCGUGGUGACGGUGGAGGGAUGUCCAUCCUUCAUCAUCCUGGACUGGGAGAAAACGGACAAUGACACCACCGAGUAUGAAGUGAUCUCCACGGCUAAAGGACCAGACGGAGAGCAGGUUUCCAUCCUGACCACCAACCAGACGCACACCGCUGUAGAGAACCUCAAACCUGAGAGCAGUUACGAGUUCAAGGUGAAGCCGAAGAACGAGCUGGGUGCAGGUCCUCCCAGUGAGCCGGUGUCCUUCAACACCGAGUCCGCGGAUCCCCGAGUCAGUGAGAACGUUUCAGGUAAAGACGCCAUCUGGACUCAGUUCCCCUUCAAGACCGACUCGUACUCUGACUGCCACGGCAAACAGUACGUGAAGAGAACCUGGUACCGCAAGUUUGUGGGCGUCCAGUUGUGCAACUCGCUGCGGUACAAGAUCUACCUGAGCGACUCGCUCAAUGGGAAAUUCUACAACAUCGGAGAUCAGACGGGAUUUGGAGAGGACCACUGUCAGUUUGUCGACUCGUUCCUGGAUGGACGGACGGGAAAGCAGCUCAGAGCCGACCAGCUCCCGAACCGACCCGGUUUCUACCGAGCUGUCCGUCAGGAGCCGGUCCACUUCGGACAGAUCGGAGGACAUUCCCAUGUCAACUAUGUCUCCUGGUACGAGUGCGGGACGCCCAUCCCCGGAAAAUGGUAGACGGACCCGGAGGCAUCCUGGGAGAAGCCCAAGAGGAGGUCCGUGGUCUGGGCUGGGCCGGCAACGAGGGUCCUUAGAACCAGCCGGACCCUCGACCGUGGUACCCAGAGCUGUAAAAACAUGUAGAGGACAUACUGGUCAGGGAAUUAGUAACGAGAGAGCAGUUUUUAAAUAUAGCAAACGUGCCUCAUCUUGACUAUUUAUCGAACAUCAAGGCUGAAGCGUCGUCAGGAGAUCGUUCGGUUCCUCAGAUAUAUUUUAUUUUGUGUUACAGAAUGGGAAGCUGGCUCCCUGGAUUACUAUUUUCAUAACUUGUGAGAUGUUAUUUAUCAAAAGGUUUGAUCACAUUUCCUCCACAGGAGUUUUCGGGGUCAUGUGAUUUUGUUUCUGUUGAUUUCUUCACUUUCACACAGUUUUUAACCGGCAGCUGACCAGUUUAACCAGCUUUAACCGGCUCAGAGGACCUCCUACUGUUUGGUACUGCAUCUCAUCAACCUGCUGGAUGUUGUACUUCUUCUGCCUCAUGAAAAAAAAAGAAAAGACCCCAAAAACAAAAGUUAAACUACAGAACCUAUCUGCUUCAAAGAUUUAGCACUUUGACUGAAAAGUUUAAAAAAACCGACCAACCGUUUGAAACCAACAUAUUCCUCAUAUAGUUCUGAUAUUUAAGAAGCUUCAGACGUCUUUAAUGUUUCCUGAUUGAUUCUCAGUUGAGUUCAUUGGUGCUUUAAAGAAACCGAUCGUAUGUUUUUUCAGCCGUAGAGUCGGCAGUCGGCACAUUGGAUGUGUUGACGCGUCACUGAGCUUCAACUCUUGCAGCUUGCACAGCAGAAAUGUAUUUAUAUGUAUAUGGAGAGGAUGUAUUUUUUUCAGUACAUUUUUGUGGCUGCAUUUCCCUCAUCACGGCCUGUUUUAACCUGAUCUGUAGCGCCCCCUUCUGGCCUCACGCUAAAGCAGCACGGGAAACUAACAGGAACAUUUUACCAGCUAAAUCAGAUUUAAUGAAGUGUCAAACACCUCUAGAUUUGAUCUGUUUGUGCUAGCUAGCUAGGUGGCUAAAGAUGUAGCAGUGGAUAACUAUUGGCCAUGAUCCAUAAACUAGCAAGAAUGUAGCAAACCACUGAGAGAUUUAAAAGGUCUCCGACUGAAAGCUAGCUCCCAACCAAAUCUCAUGUCAGCGACGUUAGCAAGGGUAUCACGGAUCUGGAAAAAGCUAACAGCUAGCACAUCUAAAUUCUCAAAAUUAUGCUAGCUAUGUUAGCAAGAACAUAGAGGGACUGAGAGGUCCAGGAUGGGAAGCUAAUAAUGGCUAGAGAAUCCAGAAAUAUCUGAAUAUCUGUCUGUAUUUUAUGAAUGACUUUAGAAACUAGCUAAAUUUGUAAACCUCUUGACUGAACUUAGCAAGGAUUAGGAUGCUAGCUAGCAUGCUAAUGAUGUUUUAUAACUGAGCUGAAUGUUGCUAAUGUUAGCCUCCCGUCCUGCUGCUGUACUGUGGAGGGAGAUGGAGCGCCACCACAUGGUUCAGUCAUGAAGUGCCACAGAGCAUUUCCUGUUUCCUGUAGAAGCUUGGAGCCCAUCGGUGUAAAGCAGGGAGGAAUUCAGAAUGUUUUUCUACCUUCGUUUGUUUCUAUAUUGGUUUUCUACAAUAAAGAAGUUUUGAUUCCUUUUUUAAAAAA
Messenger RNA from Amphiprion ocellaris (clown anemonefish), 4181 nucleotides. RefSeq names its product target of Nesh-SH3-like. Lineage: Eukaryota; Metazoa; Chordata; Actinopteri; Pomacentridae. The coding region runs from base 61 to 2505 and encodes 814 amino acids. The transcript is spliced from 23 exons. Gene Ontology annotation, molecular function: protein binding. Gene Ontology annotation, biological process: extracellular matrix organization; positive regulation of cell-substrate adhesion. The record is from RefSeq and is a predicted model, not a curated record.